Molecule: messenger RNA, 1900 nt
Organism: Drosophila persimilis
Lineage: Eukaryota; Metazoa; Arthropoda; Insecta; Diptera; Drosophilidae
Gene: Ugt37D1
Product: UDP-glucuronosyltransferase 2B9
Exons: 3
Coding region: 188-1819 (543 amino acids)
Molecular function (GO): UDP-glycosyltransferase activity
Source: RefSeq, a predicted model, not a curated record
CGCGUUUUGUUUUCCAAAUUUGUUGUCUAGUAUUUAAUAGUGUAUUGUUGCUGUCUCCCGAGGAGAUUAAACGGCUAACGAAAUCUUAUCAGUGUGUUAUCGUGUCUACCGAAGUACUAUAAGAUACGAGGCAGAAUCUAGUAACCGAUCAGUAUAGACACGGACUUCAUCGACGAAUCAACGAGUCAUGACUGAGCAACGAAGCACCAUCUUGGGCUGCAGCUUGGGCGGCCUGCUGCUCGCCUUCCUGGCCCUGCAAUCCCUGCCCCAGAGCACCGAGGGAUCCAACAUUCUGGGAGUGUUCACCAGUCACAGCACAUCGCAUUUCAUUGUGCACAUGUCCAUUAUGAAAACGCUUGCCGAGAAGGGUCACAAUGUUACAGUGGUGUCGUCGGUGCCGCCGAAGGUGACCCAUAAAAGCAUCAAGCACAUUGUCAUCCCACUUAGUGAAGAGGAAGAGAAGUUGAUCCACGGAGGCAUGGUGGAUAUGGUCAAGCAGAAGCCCUCCAUUUGGACCACCAUGAAAUCGAUUUUCACUUCGCUUGCCGGGCUCAUAAACAAACAGGUGGAUACCCUGGAAGACAAGCGUUUCACGGAUCUCUACAAUAACAAAGAUAACAAAUUCGAUGUAGUCUUUGUGGGCUUCUUUUUCAAUACGUAUCAGGUGGGACUGAGUGCCAAAUUCAAUUGCCCCUUGAUUGUUUCGUGGAUGGGUCAGCCCAUGCUUAUGGUCAACGAAAUUAUUGGAAAUCCGGAGCUGUCAAGUGUCCCUCAAAUGUCCAUAUCCGUGCCGGCAGGAAAGGCCAUGAACUUCCAGCAGCGUCUGACGAACUUCCUCAGCAGUACCGGCUUCCGAUUUCUCGGCAAAUUCCUUCAUUUCAAAUACCAGGGCUUCUAUAAACGUCUUUGGGGUGAUGACAAGAGCAUGCCCAGCCUCGAGCAGGCAAUGAAGAACGUCUCCCUGGUCUUCUGCAACAGUCAUGGCAUCAGCGAGGGUCCCAUCCGCCCGAAUGUGCCCGCCCUCAUUGAAAUCGGUGGCAUCCAAGUGAAGAGCAAGCCAGAUCCCCUGCCAGAAGAUAUCAAGCAGUUCAUGGAUAAUUCCAAAAAUGGUGUCAUCCUGUUUAGUCUUGGCUCAAAUCUCAAGGGCGAUCACUUCAACCCUGAGGUGGUGACGACCAUCUUCAAGACUCUGUCCAGUCUGAAGCAGCAGGUGAUCUGGAAGUGGGAUGAUCUCGAGACUACUCCUGGAAAGUCUGCCAACAUAUUGUACAAGAAAUGGCUGCCCCAGGAUGAUAUCUUGGCCCAUCCCAAACUCAAGCUUUUCAUCACGCAUGCGGGCAAGGGUGGCGUGGCCGAGGCCCAGUACCAUGGAGUCCCAAUGUUGACCCUGCCCGUCUUCGCCGAUCAGCCAGGGAAUGCAGACAAAGUAGUGGAAAACGGCUAUGGCCUGCGCUUGGAGCUCAACUCCUUGGAGGCGAAGGAGUUCAAGGAGACUAUCAAAGAGAUUAUCAGCAAUCCAAAGUAUGCCCAAAAACUGGAGACCUUCUCCAAAUUGUAUCGCGAUCGUCCCCAGACUGCCCAGGAAUUGGUUGUCUACUGGACGGAGUAUGUGAUCCGUCACCAUGGCGCUCCUCACAUGCAGAGUCCUCUGGUCCACAUGGGCACUGUCGCCAGCAACAAUCUGGAUAUUUAUGCUCUCGUGAUUUUGGCAUUAUAUCUGAUCUUCCUCGUCAAUAAGAUUGUGUGGAAGUUUUUGUGGAAAAAAUGUACUGGAAAAUCGAAGAAAACAGCACAGAACAAGAAGGUUAAAAAGCAAUAAGUUGAUACUGAUAGAAUACUAAGAAUUUGAUAUUUUAAAAUAUAAAGUCUUUUAUAAAGCGAAAAAACGACAAAUAAAAUA